UAAUAUCGAAGAUGAAUUUUAUUUAACUUGCUAUGGAAAAGAUUUCAUGAAAACACUUAUUAAAUUAAAGGAUGAUAAAUUGAUUCGAUCUUUAGGCCAGAGCUGUUUGGAAAAGUGUGUGCAAAAUGAUAAUCAUCUGAUUUCUAAAAUUUCUUUGUUGAAUAUUAUUUUUGAAAACUUUAAUGACUUAUCAGAUAAUCAUCCUGCAUUUAUAGCAAGUAUGUUAACUAAUAUAGGAUUUGUAGUUCCUUCUACUACCGUAAAUACAAACUCUACUUCUUCACACCUUUCCAGUUAUGGGAGAUACUGUCAAUUAUCUAAAACACAGUAUCUUGAUAUAUUAAUUUCUAGUCUUUGGAUUCGUUGGAAUAGUUUUUUUCAAAAAGACCCAAAACAUUUUCUAAAUUUUCAAAAUACUCAUAAUUCAAUAAUACUUGCAAUUCCUCUACCAAACUUUGUUUCUUAUCCAAAAAAGUAUAAUUUUUGGAAAGAAUUAUUGAAACCUAGUCCUAAUUCUUUUACUUAUUCAAAUAAGAUUGAAGCCUAUUCCACUGACCCAAAUGAUCCUUGGAAUUUGGCUACAACUUAUAAUACUAUAGAUUCUAAUGGUACAAUUGAAGAAAAUUCUUCACUUAUUGAACCUCCUACUACAACUACAAAUAUGUUUAUGCUGAUGGGCUCAGCAAUUGCGGCUGAAACACAUCCCCAAUUUCUUACUGGGAUUUAG
Dentiscutata heterogama is the source of this 727-nucleotide messenger RNA. Lineage: Eukaryota; Fungi; Glomeromycota; Glomeromycetes; Diversisporales; Gigasporaceae. The record is from the annotation of a GenBank genome assembly.